Molecule: messenger RNA, 2482 nt
Organism: Exserohilum turcica Et28A
Lineage: Eukaryota; Fungi; Ascomycota; Dothideomycetes; Pleosporales; Pleosporaceae
Exons: 5
Coding region: 10-2025 (671 amino acids)
Biological process (GO): signal transduction; regulation of GTPase activity
Cellular component (GO): cytoplasm
Source: RefSeq, a predicted model, not a curated record
AUCCCGCCCAUGGACAGCUCCGACGGCUUCAAUCCCGAAUUCACCAGCAUAUCCGACCCCUCUCGGGACGGCACCGCUGCCGCCUCGCCGCGCGACGAGACAGCGCCCACGUCGCCGGAACAGCGGACUGCGCCCCACGAUGCGCAGACGCAGCAGCGCGUCAGCGAGAUCCUGCACUCGGACGUGGGAGUUUCGACGCUGCUGAACCGCCUCAAGGCCAGCAUUGCGAGUGUCAGGGACUUUGCCAACUUCCUCAAGCGCCGCGGCGCCCUCGAAGAAGAGCAUGCGAGCAGCCUCAAGAAACUCAGUCGUCUGGGGCUCGAUAAUGUCCGCAAGCCCGAUGCGCGCCACGAGAGUUACCAGGCGCAGUUCGAGCAGGUCCUCCAUGCCAACGAGCGCAUUGCCGAUAAUGGCACCCAGUUCGGCCUCGCCCUGCACGCCAUGCAGGAAAACCUCCUGCAGCUAGCCAACAAGAUGGACGGCAACCGCAAGACAUGGAAGACGCAGGGCCUUGCCGCCGAGAACAAGGUGCUGGACGCCGAACGGCUGGCGGAGAAGGCAAAGGCCAAGUACGACCAGCUGGCCGAAGACCUCGACCGCGUCAAGACGGGCGACACGGGCGCCGGCAGAAAGUUUGGCCUCAAGGGCCCCAAGUCGGCCGCGCAGCACGAGGAGGACCUGCAGCGCAAGACUCAGGCUGCCGACCAGGACUAUGCCUCCAAGGUGCAGACGGCCCAGGCCUUGCGCAAAGAGCUGGUGGCCACUACGCGGCCUCAGGCCGUCUCUGCGCUGCUGGACCUGAUCAAGGAAACCGAUGCUGCGCUCACCAUGGAGAUGCAGAAGUUUGCGUCAUUCAACGAGAAGCUCGUGGUCAACAACGGCCAAGUUGUGACACCCCAGCCGCUCAAGGGCAGCACCGCCCACACGCCACCCAGCAUCAACCAGAUCAUCUACCAGAUCAACAACGAGCGAGACUUUGACGAGUUUGUCUUGAGCCAGGCCAACAAAGGCCCGCUGUCCAAGGCAGAGCUACAGUACGUCAAGCAUCCGACCCAGACGCCCACACGAUCUCAUCCGGCGCCGCCAGUGGGGACUAGUCGUCCCUCAAUACAGCUGCAGACGCAGGCGCCUCCACCGUCCUUCCCACCGCCACAGCCCGACGCCAACCCUACUUCGCCCCUACAGCAAAGCGCGACACACUCGGAGCCUCCGCAUCAGCCCUCCUUUGGCAGUUUCUCGCAGCCGCCGCCUUCCGCGCCGCCUCAUCAACCACCACCGGCUCAGGCAGCGCCAUAUCCCACUUCCCCCUACUCUCCCGUGAACCAAGCGCCUUAUGCACCGGCGGAAUAUCCGCGAGGUUCGGGCGGCCAGGCCACAGCACAGCAGACUAGCGGUGUGCUCUACAACAGCAGCCAGCCCCCAGUCAAUCCCGUCUUUGGUGUCGGCCUAGAUGAACUGUUCCGGCGAGACGGCUCACCCGUGCCCAUGGUAGUCUACCAAUGCAUUCAGGCAGUAGACCUCUAUGGAUUGGAGGUAGAGGGCAUCUAUCGCAUUCCAGGAACCUCGUCACAUAUCCAGCAAAUGAAGGCUCUGUUCGACAGUGAUGCCUCGCAAGUGGACUUUCGCAAUCCCGAAGCAUUCCAACACGACGUCAAUAGUGUGGCAGGGUUGUUGAAGCAGUUCUUCCGCGAGCUGCCAGAUCCACUUCUCACGCGCGAGUUCUACAACAAGUACAUCGAUGCAGCACGAAUCGACGACGAUACCAUGCGCCGAGACUCGAUGCAUGCUCUGAUCAAUGCCUUGCCCGACCCAAACUACGCCACGCUUCGUGCUAUUUCCCUACAUCUGCACCGAGUCCAACAGUCGUCGGAGAUUAAUCGCAUGAGCACUGCAAACUUGGCCAUCUGCUGGGCACCAUCGAUAAUGGGUCCUCACAAGGGCAACAACAUGGCUGACGCUGGGCUGCAAGCCCGUGUUAUUGUCACCAUUCUCGACAACGUGCUCCAGAUAUUCGACGAGGACUAGACGAGCUGAAGAGCACAUCGUACCAACAAUGUCAGUCAAGAAAAAUGGUUGGCUUGCUGCAAGUGCCACGGCUUGAACUUGAUCGUACUCUGCAGCCGUCUACAUGCUGUACGCACGAGACUGCAUGACUGCGCUGUGGUACACACAUAUCGAGCUGUGGGGGGCGACGAGGAACACAGCAAGUAUUGGCCGCCACUGCAAGGCCAUAUUGUAAAUAGAACAGCCCUCCGCUGGCAACAGGGUCGGCGCCGCCAGUGUUUAAUUCGGUGAGGGCUCCGUACUUGGGAGCGGGUACAAUGUGUGGUGGCAUCGAUUGGCUGGGAAAGUUUAAGUAGACCAGAUGACUGUGUGCAGGUCAGCACCGGUCGUGGCAAAGUAAUGGUUAGGAGAGUUUUGCAAGCGGACGUACACGUAGAAUGUGAUAGGAAGAUCGGCAAUGCACUAUGGCCGAGCACGC